AUGCGUGUCUCCAUCCUCAUCGCCCUCCUACCACUAACUCUCGCCUUACCAACAAAACGUCAACUCAAUAAUCUUCUCGGUGGCGCAACAGGAACAGGAACAGGUACCUCGACAGGAGGCGCAGAUCUCUUAUCUGGACUUACUGGAGGAGGGGCCGCGCCAGCAGCUGGCGGUAAGGCAGCUGGAGGAGCUACGGGAGCUGGGGGUUUGGAUGCGCUUUUUGCUGGGUUGACGGGUGGUGCGGGUGCUGGGGGUGCUGGGGGUGCUGCGGGUGCUGGGGGCGGCGCAGAUCUUCUUUCUGGGUUAACUGGUGGUGCUUGA
Molecule: messenger RNA, 321 nt
Organism: Sclerotinia sclerotiorum 1980 UF-70
Lineage: Eukaryota; Fungi; Ascomycota; Leotiomycetes; Helotiales; Sclerotiniaceae
Exons: 3
Coding region: 1-321 (106 amino acids)
Source: RefSeq, a predicted model, not a curated record